AUGUCAUCCAAUCGCAGCUGCCAUCAUUCCAAGAAGCAUUUCGAGAGUAAAGUAGACGAGCUUGUGCGCAAGUACAUUAAGGUCUCCGAACCUGGCCCGGCCCUCAGGCACAUUCUCAACAACGGAGACGAGUCGGCUCUCAUCUUCCAGGCCAUCCGUCGCCAGGUCGCGCUGAUCAGAUGUCGCUCUCAAUCCCCCGAGAAUGACCAGAUCACUAUCUAUGACAGGGCCUUACUGAUUCUCACCCGGUACGGAGAAGAUCCACGCGAUUUCGGAGCUCUUGAGUUUUACAUGACCGAAUUUCUCGGUAUCGUUCCGAUUUUUCCUGAAUCGCAGAGCAAAGAUAUUCUCUCCCAGCAUGCAGAGCUGCAAGCUAUUGUGAACAGAGAGACUGAGUCUGCCGCUAUCCCAGAAAUCCGUCUCUCCUCUCGUAACCAACAGCCCCAUCGGGAAUUGAGCGACCGUACCGUGCGUGGCACCGAAGACGUCAAUCCCAACGACCAUCGCAUCGGCCACUACGUCCCACGGCGGAGCAACGCCUCCCACGCGUCCGACAGUCAAGGCGUUCGAGAUCAAGCUGAGAGAAUCGUGGGAGUGUUUUAUGAAGCUAGACGUGACUAUGUCGAAAAACUACAAACGGGUGGUUUCGCUUCCAUGACCGCCACUCGGUUCCUUCGGGAUACAGCCGAGAAUGCCCUUCUGUAUCUCAGUCAGAACGCGAUGAUGGACCACGCUGCCGUUGGGGAUUUGCAGAGCAACUUCGCCCUCGCCAGAGAUAAAGUCGCCGAGCUUUGCGGAGGCCGAAAGCGCCACUUUGAUGACAACGAGGGCAGAGAUACACACAAGCGACUCCGAUCCCGUCGAUCCCGUCGAAUUACGGUUGAUUCAUAUCGUCCUUCUGAAUAUCGGUCCUAG
This is a messenger RNA of Aspergillus affinis, 915 nucleotides long. RefSeq lists its product as uncharacterized. The record is from RefSeq and is a predicted model, not a curated record. The transcript is spliced from 2 exons. The coding region runs from base 1 to 915 and encodes 304 amino acids. NCBI's taxonomy places the organism in Eukaryota, Fungi, Ascomycota, Eurotiomycetes, Eurotiales, Aspergillaceae.